This is a messenger RNA of Psammomys obesus (fat sand rat), 1024 nucleotides long. RefSeq names its product GATOR complex protein DEPDC5-like. NCBI's taxonomy places the organism in Eukaryota, Metazoa, Chordata, Mammalia, Rodentia, Muridae. The transcript has 7 exons. The record is from RefSeq and is a predicted model, not a curated record. Gene Ontology annotation, cellular component: GATOR1 complex; lysosomal membrane. Gene Ontology annotation, biological process: positive regulation of autophagy; negative regulation of TORC1 signaling; cellular response to amino acid starvation. The annotation marks the transcript as partial. Gene Ontology annotation, molecular function: GTPase activator activity.
GUUUGAAUCCUAGGACCCAAAAUAAGGAUUCUCUAGAGGACGGUGUUUCUACCUCUCCAGACCCAAUGCCAGGCUUCUGUUGCACAGUUGGAGUGGAUUGGAAGUCCCUCACUACUCCUGCAUGCCUCCCCCUCACCACUGACUACUUCCCGGAUCGUCAGGGCCUGCAGAAUGACUACACAGAGGGCUGCUAUGAUCUCCUCCCAGAAGCAGACAUGGACAGGAGGGAUGAGGAGGGUGUUCAAAUGACAGCCCAGCAAGUGUUUGAAGAGUUCAUUUGCCAGCGUCUCAUGCAGGGCUACCAAAUCAUAGUACAGCCGAAGGCGCAGAAACCCAACACCACAGUCCCACCUCCACUGAGCAGUAGCCCACUCUAUAGCAGAGGCCUUGUGUCCCGAAACCGCCCUGAGGAGGAGGGCCAGUAUUGGCUGAGUAUGGGCAGAACUUUCCAUAAGGUGACGCUCAAGGACAAGAUGAUCACGGUGACACGGUAUCUUCCCAAGUACCCUUAUGAAUCUGCCCAGAUCCAUUACACCUACAGCCUCUGCCCUUCCCACUCAGACUCAGAGUUUGUCUCUUGUUGGGUGGAAUUCUGCCAUGAAAGGCUAGAGGAAUACAAGUGGAAUUACUUAGAUCAGUAUAUUUGUUCUGCCGGCUCUGAAGAUUUCAGUUUAAUUGAGUCUCUGAAGUUCUGGAGAACCCGAUUCCUACUACUGCCAGCCUGUGUCACUGCCACCAAGCGCAUCACAGAGGGGGAGGUGCACUGUGACAUCUAUGGGGACAAACCCCGUGCAGAUGAAGAUGAGUGGCAGCUCCUUGAUGGCUUUAUCCGCUUUGUAGAGGGCUUAAAUCGCAUCCGAAGACGCCAUCGCUCAGACCGCAUGAUCCGGAAAGGGACCACCAUGAAAGGCUUGCAGAUGACUGGACCCAUCUCUGCACACUCCCUCGAGUCCGCAGGCCCGCCAGUUGGGAAGAAAGGAACCUCUGCUCUGUCUGCCCUGCUAGAGAUGGAGGCCACUCAGAA